AUGCCUCACCUGCUUUCACAACUCCUACGUCUGUGGUCGUUGCUGCGGUUCUUCAUACGGAGUCCCGUUUCAUGGUCUACACGGCGGUUGGCAAGGUUCUGGAUCUCCCUCAAGAGCCGGAUUUCGCAGACGUGGCAGCUGAAGCAUGGUCGUCGAUCCGGUCGUGAUAGCACACACGUUGAAGGAAUGACCGAAGAGCCGGGGAAGGGCGGUGAGGGCGGUGAAGAGGCGCAAUGUGUGGUCUACUCGAGCAAACUGCUGCUAUCGCGUCCAUCAAGCCCGCCGUCUCCUAUGGGCUUGCAUGUCGCAGACGAAGUGCCAGAUUAUAUUGUUCCUGUUCCUCGAGAAAUGGAUAUGUUGGCCAAACCUUGCUCUCAGUCAGUUCACUCUCAACCGACUCCAGAAUGUCAAGCGAAUAUUGCCUUGUCUUGCGACAAAGUUGUACUUCCUAUAAGAGAGAUAUAUCCGAUCUUGGAAGUUCAACGGGAUGAGGAAGAAUUUGAUCACCGAGUGGAUCUUCGAUCCAACUUGAUUAUACCACCUAUGCAAACCUCUUUCUCUCGGGAAGAUCUUCCAGACGGGUGGAAAUCUUUGAUACAUCCGACAGGUGCAUUGUAUUUUUACAAUCUGCCAAAGCGGAUCUAUACUACUGCUUAUCUCUAUGACCUCAAACUUCUGGCAGAAAUUAAUGAAUUUUUCGCUUUCGUCGAAGAUCAAAUUUGCCGCCAUCAUAUACAACUUCCUUGGAAUUGGGAGCUGGUUCUCGAACUUCAGAAUGAUCCCAACAGUCUUGAGAGAUUUCGCUGGUGCUAUUAUUUCGUUGAUCCUGAUAACCACACGCUAUUUUGGCUACAGGAAUGUAACAUGGCAGAGCAUGCUUGGUUCAAUGAAAGUGGAUCUGCCACUUCGCGCAUAAGAGAUAUCCUUGAACGGUUCUAUUGGUACUCUCAGUUGGAUUUCAUGAUUCAAGCUACUAAGCGUGUGCUAGAUCGUCACGGGACGCGAGCCGUCCGUCUAUCUAGGAACCGCAACACCGUUGAUAUGGCCCAUUCACCACAAUCUGUCCUGAUGCGUGUGUCAUGCAUUUUCUUAUUCUACGAACCCGGGCGGUAUCUACAACAUCUGGUUAAAAUCGUUCGUGACCCUACAUAUGUGACCGAGUCCUGGAUCGCUUUCGUGGAAAACCUACAAAAGGCUUGGGUUCUUUAUCUCAUCCUUGCGGCACUGCUAUUAAACGUGAAUGUUUCGUUCCUUACUAUUCGAGACGUGGAACCUGGUCCAGGGUGGUACACGCCGGCUCAGAUUACGAGCUUCAUCUCAUCAAUAGCAAGCAUUGCCAGCAUCGUCAUGGGUCUCUUUCUCAUGCGGCAGAAACACCUGUCAUCUGAAAUGGUACAUACCAUGCAUGAGGAUUGGGACUCAAGUGGCUCCGAACGCAAUGGUCGGACGGUCACAUCGGCAGAUCGAGAUUUGGAGAUACUUGCAACCCUCUACAGUCUUCCGUUCGCCUUCUUGGCUUGGGGAGUGGUAGCAUUCCUUAUAGCCUUCGCAUUGGAAUCUUUUUAUGAACAGGAUAUUUCAAUCAUCUUCAGUGCCGUUUUGUGGGGUUUCGUCAAAGCCCAGCCGGUAUUUAGCAGCGUUCCGUUGGGCAUGGGUAUCCCACAACGCUUUCGUGCUGUUCCAGCACAGACCACAUUCACGUAG
Messenger RNA from Fibroporia radiculosa, 1704 nucleotides. RefSeq lists its product as uncharacterized. The record is from RefSeq and is a predicted model, not a curated record. Bases 1 to 1704 code for a protein of 567 amino acids. Lineage: Eukaryota; Fungi; Basidiomycota; Agaricomycetes; Polyporales; Fibroporiaceae. The transcript has 10 exons.